AUGUGGAGUAACAGCAGUGGGGCGACUGUGGUCAGCACCGCCGCCGGCUCCUCGGCCGCCGUCUCGGUGCAAACCGAACCGGCGCCGGCCGCCGCCUCGACCUCCGGCUCAUCCGGCUCGUCCAGCGGGUCCUCGUCGGCCGCAUCUGUGCGCACCGAGCCGCCGGGGACCGGUGCCGCCUCGUCCGGGUCGUCUUCGCCAGUGACGGCGUCGUCAUCGUCCACGGUGCCGUCUCGCUCGGCGGCGGUCGGCAGCGACGGCUCCAGCGCGCCGGAGAGCGGCGACGGCGGACGGCCGCCCCGCCGGCCGACCAGCCGGACUGCCUCCGACGCUAGCGCAUCCUGCGAGAGCCAGGCCGGCCGGCCACCCCGCCGCCACGGCAAAGCCAGCGUCUCGGAAUCGCGUCUGGCGGCCAGCGACUCGGCCGGCUCGCUGCGCGUCUCGCUCCGCUCCUCCAAGAGUCUCAGCUGCCUGGCGCGCUCUGCGCUGCCCGACUCCUUCACGCAGUUCACGCUGGACAUCGUGCGCCAGCAGCUGCAGGAGGAGGAGCUCCGCUCGCACCACCGCAUGACGCUGCUCAAGGUGCAGGAGAAGCAGCUGGUGGACGGCACCACGGCCCAGAUCAAGCGGCUCGAGAUGGAGAAAAGGAAGUACAAGGAAGCCAACGACGACGAGAAGGUCUCCAUGAUCCGGAAGAAGCAGCGAGCUCUCAUCCUCAAACUGAACCAACGAAAGUCAGAUAUUGAGAGACUGAAGGAGGCCCAGCACAUGGCGGCCACAGAGCGCCAGCUGAUCGCGUCGCAGCAGGAGCAGCUGGCGCGAGCGCAGCUGACUGCCCGCGGCGCAGACAGGCACGGCGAGGCUCAGAAGGUGGGCUCGGCGCCGGUGGAGGGCACGCUGGAGCAGCGCAUCCUGCGCGGACUGCGCAAACUCGAGUCCGGCAAGCAGCAGCUGACGGAACGGGAGCGCCAGCUGCUGGACCGGCGCCGGACCGUGGAAGAGAUGCUGCGCUGGCAGGCGGCGCUCGACCAGGAGGAGCGCGCUGUGCGCAGUCUGGAGCGGCGCGCGCUGCGGCGCAGUCACGACACCGAGGUUCAGACGGAGCCCGACCUGGACUCGUCGAUGGACCGGUCCGGGGUGGAGGCCACCUCCCAGUCGCAGGAGGAGUCGCAGGCCGAAGAGGUGUCGGAGGCGGCCGCCGCCGUACCCGGACAGGACAGCGCGGCCGCCGGCCGGACGGCCACCGCCGCCGCCCAGGACACUACGCAGUUGUCGGACGUGUCCGAGGACGUGCCGGACCGCUCGGACGAGCUGUCGGACGGCGCCGCGGCCACCGUGAGUUCUGUGCGUGAAGUGAGCUUCGGGUCGACCCCUGCAGCCAUCUCCGGUUCGACGCCUGGGGUCACAUCGACACUUGAGGUGACUUCGGCGCGGGAGGUGACAUCCACACGCGAAGGGACGUCGACGCAAGAAGUGAGAUCCGACUCGAUGCACACAGCCACCUCCGGCUCGACUCGGGAGGUGACCUCAGCGCGUGAAGUGAGCUCGGCCCACUCGGAGACCUCGACCUCCACACAGGAGGAGACGUCGACCGGCGACGGAAGCACGGCGGCGUCGGCGGAGACCCGGACGGCGCGGUCGGGCCCGCGGCCGUCCCAGUCGAUGUCCGAGGAGACGAGCGCCGCCUCCUCCGGCCGGACCGGCGCCUCCGGCCUGGGCGCCGGUCGUCCGGUGCCCAUCAAGUCACCGCUAUCGCCGCGCCUGCCGGGCCCAGCCGCCGUCAAGGUGGCGCGCCGCCGACACUCCAGCGGCUCCGAUGACAGCAUCAGCCUCAGUCAGAACGAGACGUGCUCGGACCAGAGCGACGUGGAGGGCCGCAUCUACGCACUGAAGGAGGAGCUCAAGCGACGCAAGAUGGAGGCCGAGCGGUUGCGGCGCGAGCAGCGGCGCAAGCACCGCGAGCGACUUCGCCAGCAGGAGCAGUCGCUCCGUAAACAGAUCGAGGCGUACGACGCCAGCAUCCGCCAGGCGGUGCUGGAGCUGGAGACGCAGGCGCUGGAGCAGCAGCGGCCGGUGCGGCCGGUCAUCAAGCAGCCGCGCGUGGCCGAGCGGCGGCCGGGCCGCUCGGGCACCGCCGCCGACGAGAUGGACACCGAGGCCGAGACGGAGGCGACGGAGGAGCUGCCCAGCAAAACGUCGGUCACGGCGCCGACCGUCGGCGAGACAGAGACGGAGGCUACGGAAGAGGUUCCCAGCAAAACCUCGGCCACGGUCCCGACCGCGAGCGAGGCGGAGACGACGGAAGGAGGCGCGUCGACCACCGAGCAGAGCUCCGCCCAGACGUCCGCCACCGUCGCUACCGAUCGGGACGUGCGCACGGCCAGCAGCUCGUCAGGCAGCACGGCCGUCGGCACGGACCGCGGCCUGGUGACGGCGGCCGGCACAGAGCGCUCGGAGUCGGUGCGGACGGCGACGAAGGCUGACUCGGACGCGAGCUCGGCGGCGGCCGAGCGGGACGGCUCGACGGACGGAGACUCGCCGACGAAGCCGUCGGCCAGUGCCGCUUCGGGAACGGGGAGAGGCGCGGCGACCACGGACGACUCGGCGACGAAAUCCGCCGCGACGGACAAUGAGAGCAGCGAGCGGGAGUCAGAGUCAGAGCGUGACUCCGAGUCGAGGUCGUCGGUAGGAGCGGUCAGUCGGACGGAACAGGACGACGGGACUGAGGAGAAGUCGGUCACCGCCACCGUCCAGACGGAACGGGAUGUGGAGACUGAGGACGUCUCGGAGUCGCACUCGUACAGCGAGUCUUCCUCCCGCAGCUCCGUUGCCAAGGUCGAGCACAGCCGUGGCGAGGGAACCCCAGAGGCUGGUGUUUCAGCUCAGAGUGAGAAGGAUGACCAGGAGGCCGGCCCCGCUGGUGCCGUAGUCGCCGCCGGGCAGAAGGGGGUCUUUGGUCGCGCUGGGAGCGCCCGGCCCGACCUGGACGCGGCCCCGGCUGCUGCAGAGACGUCGGCCGAGCCCACACUGCCGACCGAGGCGCCCACCACCCCGGAGAAAGCCGAGCCGGUCACCCCCAGCAGCUCGCCGUCAUCGGCCGAUGGCGAGACGGCCAGCGCCACAGUGCCGACCGAGGCCGGAGCUGUCACGGAGGAGGCGGCGUCGGACGGCGCGGGACGCUCGAGCAGCUCCGGCGACGGCCCGGAGAAGGCAGCGGCGUCUGCUGACGCCACCUCCGUCGCUGGGAAGCUGUCGGAGAGCGCCGCGUACUCGGCCGACUUCGAGGCGGCGGAGUCGGUCCGCGCCGAGGUCCGGGAGGUCUCCGGGCCGCCCCGCACGGGCGCCGCCGAGACAUCCGCGGAGAGUGACGCCGACGCCACGGACAGGUCGCUGUCCGUUGGGGAGGAGCUGGUGGGGCGCGACGCUUCGGACGAGCUAGGGGACGCUGUGGCGAGCGAGCCACAGGCGGACGCGCCGCCAGCCUCCCCGCAAGGUCAGGUCAGAGGAGAGGAUGCGGCCGAGGUGAAGGCGCCCGGGGUGAGCGCCGAGAGGGAGAGGCUGGUUAACUCCAUCACGGAGCAUCUGCUUCAUUCCCUGCUGGCGGUCACGUUGCCCACGCUCAGUCCUAAGAAGCCUGCGGCCCCCGCGGGCGAUGGAACUUUUGUUGUGCACAAGUCGGUGGAUGAGAAAUGGAGGGCAGAAGCUGACAUGUUGCCAGAAGCGUUCAUCAAAGCGGAAGCUGGAAACCUGCCGGAAGCGUUCGUGGAACAGGGAAGCCGCGAGCUGCGAGAAGAGAUGGGCAAAAACGAAUCUACCGAGCCGCCGCAAGGCCCUGCCAAAGAUAAACAUGACAAGGCGGCGGAUCAAUCUUCGGAAGCCAAAGCUGACAAACAGUCCGAUGACUCUGACGAUACGGAAAGUGAAGAGAAAACUGCCAGCUCCGAGACGGAAACGUCGGCCUCCAAGCGGACAACCACCAGCAGCCCGGACACCUCGUCCGCCUCCGACAGCAAGGCCGCGAGUUCGAAGCGUGAGGAGGCCGGCUCCGAGGACGCCCCCGAUAGCAAGGUCGCGAGCUCGGAGCGUGAGGAGGCCGGCUCCGAGGACGCCUCCGAUAGCAAGGCUGCGAGCUCAGAACGCGAUGAGACCGUCUCCGAGGACUCGUCCGUCUCGGAGGACGGGACCACGGCCUCGUCGAGCGCUCGCGAGGACGUCGAGCCGCGGGUGCGGACGCCGGCCGAGCGCGCUGUCGAUGCGGUGCUGGCGCGCCUGCUGAACGAGGCUUGGCUGGAGAUCCUGCGGCGCUGGCGGCGGCGCGAGGAGCGCUCGCUGGUGCCGCCGCACGAGACCUGGAUCGAUGACGACCUCGGUCUGUGCGAGAGCCGGGACGACGAGCUACGCCGCCAGGAGGAGGCCAUCGAGGAGGAGAUCCGGCGCCUGGAGGUGCUGCAGAAGUUCCAGCAGCUGUCUGGCGGCAGCGCGCUGUAUGUACGCGAGAUCCCCAACAAGCCGCCGCCGCCGUACCGCGACCCGCCGGCCGGCGAGCUGUCUGCCAACCUCAUGGUGCGCUGGGCGCGCAAGCGGCGCGAUCGCGUGGACGAGGUGCUGGUGCGUGAGCUCCAGGAGGAGGAGGCCGACUGGGUGACGUACGACGCGGACGCCGUCAGCGUGAAGGAGCAGCUGAGUCGGCAGCUGACGGACGACCUGCUGAGCGACGCCACGCGCCAGCUGAUAACGGCUCUCGUCCACCUGCUUGCAGAGGCCCAGUGCCGAGAAGACGGUCUCGACGCGGAUCACGUGAAUCACGGCCUUGGAAUCCUCCGGCAGGUGGGAUGUCAGAGUCUGCCAGUACGCAAACCAUGGUCAAUACAGGCCUGA
Molecule: messenger RNA, 4878 nt
Organism: Pollicipes pollicipes
Lineage: Eukaryota; Metazoa; Arthropoda; Thecostraca; Pollicipedomorpha; Pollicipedidae
Product: centrosome-associated protein 350
Exons: 21
Coding region: 1-4878 (1625 amino acids)
Biological process (GO): microtubule anchoring
Cellular component (GO): centrosome
Molecular function (GO): microtubule binding
Source: RefSeq, a predicted model, not a curated record